UACAUCUUUUCUCUUCCAUGGAAAAUAAAGAAUGCAACAUCAUGGGCCGUUUUGCACACACACUGACUCGCGUAUUUAUGAUCAUAUGCUUGGAUGAUUUGAGUUAUUCCUAAAGCUCCUCGUGUACAAUGAUCAUUGCUGUUACUUACCCAGAAGAUGUUGAUGUCUCAGCUCCAGGGCCUCAAAUAAUCAUAAAAUUCAAGUAAACUGUCAUGUGUUUGUGCCUAUCGCAGAAUUGAACCUCUAUCAGGGACAACUAAGUUUCUGGAAUGCAACAGUACCCACCAAUCCUAUUUUGUUAUUGUAUUACUUGGCUGUAUAACUUUGUUGUUUGUGAUUUCUGUGCAUAGCUGUCAUUGCUUGGCUGGUAUAUCUGUUUUAUGGACGGUAAAUUGGCAGCUGAAGACUCUGCCCAGUACAUUGUACACUCUGUCCUUGUCUAACAGAUAGCCUGGUACAUCUUUUCUCUUCCUGGGAAAUUAACGUAAUGCAACCGUAUUGGCUGUUUUGCACCCGGACUGGCUCGUGAUUAAUGAUCAUGUCCAUGGAUGAUUUGAGUCAUUAUUCUUAUAGCUCCUUGUUGUGCACUCGAUUGAUCAUUGCUCUUGCUUACCCAGAAGAUGCUGAUGUCUCAGCUCUGGAGCCACAUAUAAUUAUGAAGUCAAGUAACUGUACUGUGUUUGUCUCCCUGCUUACCACACAAUUGAAUCCCCGUCAGGCCUCGUUUGGUUAAGGGGGAUUGGGGAGGUUUUAAGAGGGAGGGAUUUCAGGGGAUUGGGUGAAUCCCUUUGUUCCACCCAAUCCUCUCAAAUCCCCGGGGCUUUGCUUCCAUUAGUAUCCAGAGGAGGGUUUUGAAACACAUGGAUAGGAAGGGAUUGAACGGGAAUGGAGGGGAUUGGGCUAAGCAAACCCCUCCUACCAAAUCGGCGUCCGAGGAUCUGUGGGGUUUCUGGCCCUCCCGGGGAUUUUCCUUUCAAAACCUUCCCAAUUCCCCUUAACCAAACGAGGCCUCAGGGACAAGUGAGGGGGAGGAAUGUAGGCUUACCCACCAACCCUAUAUUGUUAUUGUAUUGCUUGGCUCAAUAGCUUCGUUGUUUUGUGAUUCCUGUGCUUAGUUGUCAUUGCUAGCCCCAUUUUUUGGUCUCUCGACCUAGAAACUUUGGUGUUAGGUGAAGGAUAUUAUAUAUUGCGUGGUGUGUUGACAAGUUUGUUCUUUUCUUUACUAGUGAUGUUCCACCUAUCCUCUUAUGUGUAAUACUACUGACAGGUGACUUGUUCAGACCGUCACUGUCCGGACCACCUAAAAAACGAGCCUCUACCAAGAGAUGAUACUCAUCGUCCACUUGUUUUGGUUCUGCCGUGAAUUGCCAUUAUGUUACUCUUGUGAAAGCACUAGAAUUCGACCCGCGACUGUUUUGACUCACCUAACACAAAAGUAUCUCGUCAUCGGACGAAAAUUCUAUGACAAAAAUACUUUGUCCUGAGGUUCUUCUCAUCGCAACAUUGGACCCCUUAAAAACCUUUCUUCAAGGCCGAAAACCACACUUGAAGGCAUGCAUCAUUUUGCAUCAGGGCGGCGCUUCUCAUUGCUUCUCUCCUCAAGUAAGUUAUCUGUAAUGCUCUACCUCUGGGGCUUCUUUCCUUGUCUGCUUGUUUAUCCUUUGGCCACAACCUCCGUACAAGGCACAUAUCCUCUGUCUUCAAUGGUGCAUCUGCAACAUUAUAAGAAAACCGAAAUCAUCUCUGCAUAAGGACUGCUACUGCAGCAGCUUUACUCUGCACCGUUUGUCUCCAGAACUUUUGCAUCUCGCAUCUUGUGAUAUCACACAUGUUAGUUUGAAGCUGCCAAGGUCGCAACAUCCACAACCAGCCAGCCACGUACAUGUAGUCCCGAAAUCUUCGGAGUUUGCAUGAUCUUUCGCCGAUCAAACCCUAGAGGCUUCGUCGUCCACCGACUGGAGCCGAUGAAGGAGGCCAUCGCCGGCGCCAGCGAAGGUGACGGCGUGGAGUCCAACGUCUUCUUCUGUGUGGCCGUGACGUCCAGGGGUAAGAAGGACAGGCUAUCGUACUUCCGCUCCAGCGACGUUGGCGACGACGAGGAGGCGGCCUGUGCGCUGGCGGCGCUCUGCCUCGACCAUGCGCCGGAGCACCACCGAUGGCACCAUCACACCUACGACGGCAGGCGCACGUUCGCGGUCCUUGCCGCCGACGAUGGCCGCACGUACCUCGCUGUCGCAGAGCCCACGCCGGGCAGCGCCGAGGUCAUCCGCUUCCUGGAGCGCGUCCGUGACGCGUGCAGCGAAGUGCCCAGGAGGAGGCAGCGCGAUGAAGCAGUGUCCCGCCUCGUGCGGCAGUUCGAGCAAACGCUUCAGGCUGGGCCGAGCUCCUCCGCGGCUGCAAACUCGGUGGUGCUCCCCGGCGACGGUUCAUGGAGCGAGCAUGCGUCCGACAAGGACGAGGAGGCGCAGCCGGAUGAAGGCGCGCCACGCAGGCGGCCAGCGCGGUCCUCCUGGAGGCGGACGUUGUGGCGGCGCCACGCCAUGGCCGUGAUCGGCGUGGACGUGGUGCUGUGCCUGGUCCUGUUCGGCGUGUGGAUGGCCGUGUGCCAUGGGUUCAGCUGCGUGCAGCGAUGAAGCGCAUCAUCUGAGAUCGUGAUUGCGUGCGUGUGCAUACUGUCCAUGAAGGCCUUCUCCGUCCGUCGUCUUAUUGUACUUCACCAACUAGCUAGCGGCUACUGUAGAAAGUAAGAAACUAAUAAGCUCCGAGCUUAGCUUGUCGCUGCUGCGACGAUUAAUUUAAUUACGUAGUUGCAUGCUGCCAUGCUCAGAAGCAUAUUGAGAUAUCUCAUGCUUGUGUAGUUCUGUUCAUCGUCAUGUGCAAAUUGUGGAAGCGGUCAUCGUCAUGUCCAUGCAACGUCUUUCAGGGUGGUCGCAUCAUUUGUCGGCCUGUCUUCUUAUUUGCCGCUGGCCUGUCACAAGCUUGUGCUAUAUAUGCUACCGAAAUUCCUUCAGAUGCACCAGGAAACAGUCCUCAAUAUCGUGUACUGCUCUAGCUGUUCAAGUCCUCGAGAUGGAAGGCAGCUUCCAAGCAUCUGGCUCAGCUACUCAUGCACGUCUGCAUACGGUAACUCCAGUCCAUGAAAUCUCUGUUACGACAAUAAUGCGCUGCUAGUGAUAAUAGGUAUAGAAAACAGCUGAAGACUUGCAAUUUUCUGAGUAUAUAGGAUUUUUUGUAGGCAAUCUGAGAUAUGUAGGGGCCGGUUUUUUUUCUUGAGAAAAUCUGAGAUACAUUUCUUUUAGCAACCAUCUGAGAUACAGGGUGAUCGUAUACUUUCUGUUU
This is a messenger RNA of Hordeum vulgare subsp. vulgare (domesticated barley), 3339 nucleotides long. RefSeq names its product phytolongin Phyl1.2-like. Lineage: Eukaryota; Viridiplantae; Streptophyta; Magnoliopsida; Poales; Poaceae. The record is from RefSeq and is a predicted model, not a curated record. Bases 1911 to 2633 code for a protein of 240 amino acids. The transcript has a single exon. Gene Ontology annotation, cellular component: membrane.